AUGGAAAAUCACCUUACGAAAGGCGACACAGCCGAAACCGACUCGGAACUCCACCGUGAUAUUAUCUCCCAGUUCCCAAUCCUCAAUGCUUAUACGCAGUUGCUGUUUGGGUUCAAGCUGCCGGCCGACGUGGACCGCGAUGUCAUCGUCGCAUCCCUCCAGGACGGCUUUGAUAAACUCAAGGCGGAGAUCCCCUGGCUGGGGUGGCAGGUGGCCCGGGAGUUAGGGCCUGGCGGCAUCUUGAAGACGAUGCCGUGGCCCGCGGACGUGCCCGAGGAGCGCAUCCGCGUCAAAAACUGUGACGAUCUCAUCGCACCCAUGGCCAAGCUCGUCUCAGCCGGCGUGCCUAUCCACAUGUUGGACGGAUCGGUUCUGACGCCAUGGCCGGCGCUGCCACAACCUCGCGGCCUCGAGGGCCCUGACCCUGUCGUUGCCAUGCAGGCCAACUUUGUGCAGGGCGGCCUGAUCCUCAACCUUAGCACUCACCACACCAUUAUCGACGGCACCGGUAUCUACCAGUUUAUGAAUCUCCUGGCACUUGUCAUGAGCGGCAAAGAGAUUCCGGCCGCCGACUUGGAGCAGGCCAACCGCGACCGCAGCCGGGUGAUCACGCUCAUUCCGCGCACCGAGCCCGUCAAGAGCUAUAGCCACCUGCGGCGCCCACCCGGCUAUACCUGGGCGCCACCCCCAAGUCCACCGAUGUGGUGCAACUUCAAGAUUCCGGUCAAUGCUCUGGCUCGGCUGGUUAAGUCGGUCAAAGACGAUCCAUCUAGCAACAAGCCAGGCUCGCUGAUGGUCUCUGAGAACGAUAUCUUCUCCGCCUUUGCAUGGCAGCGCCUCUGCGCCGUGCGCGUGGCUAACGGACAGCCGCCGGAGCGCUCAUCCAAGCUCGGGCGCGCUAUCGACGGGCGCAUGGCGCUGGGCGUGCCGCUGACCUACAUGGGUCACAUGGUGUGCCACGCUCUGGUGCGGCUGCCAUUGGGCCAGGUGGCGAAGCUGCCACUGCCACAGAUUGCGCAAGUGCUGCGUCGUGAACUCAACCAGGCUAACACGCCAUGGUCCAUUCGCAGCUUUGCCACAUUCAUGGCUCGUGAGCCCGACACCUCGAGCCUACUGUACGGUGGCACCCACGACGCCCGGGCGGACCUUAUGGUGACCGCGGCUGGCCAGGCGACGCCGCUGCCGGCAUCCUGGGGCCCUCUCUUGGGCCGCUUGUGCUUCCUCCGCCGCCCAACAGCGGCGCCGAUUCCCGGCUGUUUUAUUAUCAACGAAGCCGAGGGCGCAUUCAUCCCUCUGACGUUGUGCAUGCCCGAGGAAGACAUCAACGGGCUAAAGAAGGACCCUGUAUGGAAGCAAUACGUAAGAUAUGUCGGCUAA
Penicillium bovifimosum is the source of this 1377-nucleotide messenger RNA. RefSeq names its product Transferase. NCBI's taxonomy places the organism in Eukaryota, Fungi, Ascomycota, Eurotiomycetes, Eurotiales, Aspergillaceae. The transcript has a single exon. The record is from RefSeq and is a predicted model, not a curated record. Gene Ontology annotation, molecular function: acyltransferase activity, transferring groups other than amino-acyl groups. The coding region runs from base 1 to 1377 and encodes 458 amino acids.